AUAUAAGGUAAAUUACACAUUAAAUAUAAAGAAUUUAAAGAGUAAAUUAACAACAAAAUCAUACAACAGUGCAUUCAAGAUAAACAAAAAAAUCAAAACUAAAUCAAACAAAUCAAAAAAAAAAAAGAAGGUAGCUUGCUUUCCAUUUUACAGCUAAUACAAACCCAUCUUCUUUACCAAAUUAAAAUCAAAAGGAUAAAUAAACCUUAAUUUAAAAGUAUUUUAAAGCAAAUUAUUCAUUAUUAAAGCAUGGAUUCCAGAGACGAAGGUUGCGAUUCUCUUUUCGAAGAGCCUUAAAUUUUAAACGCGCUUUUUAAGUAUAGCAUUCUUUAAACUGAAUAGCUCAAAUUUUAGAAUUUUCGAACUCCUAGCGUUAGAAAGGUUUUCUACCAACCAGACUCUAACAUUGUUCAAAAGAUCUUGAAUGAUUGCAGUCACAUUAUUCAAAAUCACAAGGAUUUAAUUGAGAAAUUACCUUAAAAAAAAUUAUGUACUUUAGAGCCUCACGAGCAAUAGCAGCGUUUGCUCUUACAAAAUAAUAUUAGCAAUAAUAAUAAUAAUAACAAUAAUUCCCUUAAUUCAUCUACUAAUUCGCUUGAAGGUUCUAUUGAAAACGCUUAAUCUAACUUGCUAAAGCAGCCUCUUGUUAAUCCCUUUUAGCAAAGCCAAAACCUAGUGCGCUAAAUUGAAUAACUCACUCAAGAAUUCGUGAAGGGUCGCGUUUAUAGAUGUGAUUAAGAUGCCGAUUUAAAAGAAUUAGAAAGCAAAUAUAGUGAAAACGGAGGCUAAUCAGUCAGAGAAGGCAAUUAAGUUGGCUCUUCUGACAACCUCAGCAACGCUAAUAAUCAAGAAGUCUUGAGAUACAUAUAAAAGCGUAGUCGUCGUCCAAGGGCAGAUCAAAUUGUAAAAAAAGUCAAGGAAGAUACCAAAAACUUGCUUCGUAACUAUGGCAAUGCUUAGAGUCGUUUUAUAUUAAAUAAUAUGUAUUCCAAGAGAAUGAUGGAGAAAUUCUUUGACAACAACUAAGAUAAAAUUGAAGAUUUCAAAAAAUGGGUGCAACAACAAAAGUUGGAAAACUUUGAAUAAUUCAAAAACAUCUGGCAUGUUAGCAACGGUGAGCAAUAUUAAGAAUACAAAGUACUCUUUAGAGAAAUCUGCUUCGAUUUCUACGAAAAUCACGCAUCUGUCUACGUGCUUGGCUCAUAGAUGAGAUCAGAAGACACUCGUAAAACUCAUAUAAAAUACAUCUGCAGAUUCUUAGAAGGUAUUGUUGACCCUGCAAGCUUCUACUACUUCAAAAAGAAUUGA
Molecule: messenger RNA, 1308 nt
Organism: Tetrahymena thermophila SB210
Lineage: Eukaryota; Ciliophora; Oligohymenophorea; Hymenostomatida; Tetrahymenidae
Exons: 1
Source: RefSeq, a predicted model, not a curated record